CUAUCUGCGGUUGCGCGUCAGCUCUCAUUGGCUGCCAGCGAUAAUCGGUCAGCCAGAGCAGCGGAGGGCACAGGGCAGCAUGUUUACACCUACUUAGUCUCACAAUUGCUUGUCCUGGACGAUUUACUCGCUUCAUUUAAUUACUGUUAUUUUAUUUUUUAUUUUUUUCGGAGAGCUCUUGUAAAGGGGCCGUCGGCGGCUAUGUUGCUGGUGUGUCGCGCCGGGAGGUUGUCAGCAGCGGCUUUGGAUCCGGCGCUCAAGUCACCAGGAUGGUUUGUGGUGCAGGUCAAAGCAAACAGACUGACAGCAAACACGGGCCCGGGCACGUUUCAGACGCACCGGCUCUUCUGCGCGUCCGUCGGCGGAGUCGAUCCGAGCCGUGCGUACCUGGGGAAGCAGCGGCGGGACGCGGCGCUUAAGUGGGACACGUCGUCUGGUUUUGUAACAGCGGACCGGGGACACUUGGACCGGGUGGCCGCUGUCGCUGUGAAUCUGCCCCAAAGCGUGCAGAGGGAAGGGGGUGAAUUUGAUAUUAUCGGGCUCCUUUGUGCAAACGGGCGCCACAGUAGCAGCAGGGGACAGCCGGCGGUUAAUGUUUUGUUUACUGGUAACUCUUGGUCGGUUUCCAGUCGACGCUCCUGCACCAGGACCAUGCAGACCAGAUCAUCAUCAUCCACAAGUGCAGCCGCGAAGAAAGGCGACGCGGGCGAGGAGCAGGCAGGCGGCAUCAAAGAGGACGUGCAGAGUUUAAAAGAAGACCCCUCAUCCUCAUCACCCGAGAAGGUCGUGGGGGACACAGAACCAGAGGGAGGAAAACCCAACAAGACCCAACAGCUAAAGAAAGUCUUCAAGGAAUAUGGAGCAGUGGGAGUUUGCUUCCACAUUGGGAUUUCUCUCAUGUCUCUGGGGAUGUUCUACCUCCUUAUAUCCAGUGGGAUCGACAUGGCGGCCGUGCUCUGCAAAGUGGGCUUCAGCGAGUCCGUCGUUCAGUCCAAAAUGGCCGCGGGAACCAGCACGUUCGUCCUGGCCUACGCCAUCCACAAGCUCUUCGCUCCGGUCCGCAUCAGCAUCACGCUGGUGUCCGUGCCUCUCAUUGUCCGCUACUUCAGAAGGACUGGACUCUUUAAACCACCCACACCUGCACCCUGAUGCUCGUUCACGGCUCCCCCCCUCUGCCCAAUAAAGCAACAAACAUCCUGAAAGUGUAUACUUCAAACGCCUACGUAUAUAGAUCUCGGCUCGUUCGCCUUUUCUUAGAAACAUCUCAUCUCUUUGCAUUUGUGAAGUCAGGUGCUAGUGCAACAUUAGUUCCUGCUGCACCAGUCAGAUGUGUGUUGCUGUGGGAUUAAAGUAGGACUUCAGUCUUUGGCUCAGACAUAAUUGUUUUAGGGCUAAGGUCUUAAAGUGUGUGCAUUCCAAAAACAAAUAAAUAAAUAAAUCAUUACAUAUUUAUUUACAAUCAGAACACAGAUCAGGGAUUAUUUUGCCAGAUGGCAGGUCUGCUUCUUAAUGCUGUGAAGGUUGCCCUUAGGAAUAAAUUGGAAUAAGCUGAUUUUUAUGUCCACUGUUCCCUGAAAGCUGACUGUGUUCUGGUGUUAUAUGAAUCAGCAGAAUACCUCAGGUUCCCCCUGUGUCUUACCUCUCUCAUCUCACCUCUCUCUGUCCCUACAGUUUGUUUCCUAGUCUCUCCUGGCACCCAUUAUUUCCCUCUCCUCCCUUCCCUCAGUCAUUUCCCAAAUGACACUACAUUAAAAGAAGUACAUUAAUCUUGUGUAUUUCACUGCAAACUGUCGGUGUAGAUUGUUGGUUUUUGAGUUGUUAAUGAUUGAAUGGACCGUAUUUAAUUAUUAAAAAGGGAAAUUCUGUUUUA
Messenger RNA from Mugil cephalus (flathead mullet), 1870 nucleotides. It is a transcript of the gene mims2, whose product is annotated as family with sequence similarity 210 member B. The record is from RefSeq and is a predicted model, not a curated record. The coding region runs from base 202 to 1149 and encodes 315 amino acids. Gene Ontology annotation, cellular component: mitochondrion. The transcript is spliced from 3 exons. NCBI's taxonomy places the organism in Eukaryota, Metazoa, Chordata, Actinopteri, Mugiliformes, Mugilidae.